AUGAUAAAAUUCGUAAAAAUAAUUAAAGACGCUAUUGAAGCCCAAAAUCAAAUAAAACAAAUGAUUAAUUUCAUUUUAAACGAAGCUAAAGAUAAAGCAGAAGAAAUAGAGUCCGGAGCAAUUGAGGAAUUUAAUAUAGAAAAAAUGAACCUAUUUGAACAAAAAAAAGAUGAAGUUAGGUCAAAGAUAUUAAAGAAUAUAAAUGAUCUCCGCCUCAAGAAAAUGAGACAAAGAAAUGUCGAGCUUAAGAAAAUGAGUAAUAAUAUUUUGAUGUACCAGUGUGAAGUGGUUGACGAACUAAAGAGGCUGGCAUUGGAUAAACUUUAUGACCUAUCACAAAAUCGCGAUGAAUAUAAAAAAAUUUUAAAAAUGUUAAUACUGUCAGGAUGUCUGUCACUUGAUUCUGAUAUUGUUUAUGUAAGAUAUAGACCCUCCGACUCAAAAGUCGUCGAAUCUACCCUCGGGGAUGUCAAAAGUGAAUAUGAAAGGCUUACAGAGCUGAAAUAUGAAAUCGCUAAAACAAUCACGUUAGAACUGGAUAGGGAUAAUCAUUUAUCGGAAGACGUUUUAGGAGUUGUUCUAACCAAUGAAGAUGGAACAAUAGAGUGUAACUCCACCCUAAAUAAUAGGCUGGAAAUGUGUUGCCGAGAGAUGAUACCACAAAUCAAAUUAGAACUCUUUUCUUCUGUUGGCAGUAAAUAA
Messenger RNA from Theileria annulata, 702 nucleotides. RefSeq names its product vacuolar ATP synthase (E subunit), putative. The transcript has 2 exons. Gene Ontology annotation, molecular function: proton-transporting ATPase activity, rotational mechanism. Gene Ontology annotation, biological process: proton transmembrane transport. NCBI's taxonomy places the organism in Eukaryota, Apicomplexa, Aconoidasida, Piroplasmida, Theileriidae. The record is from RefSeq and is a predicted model, not a curated record. The coding region runs from base 1 to 702 and encodes 233 amino acids. Gene Ontology annotation, cellular component: proton-transporting two-sector ATPase complex, catalytic domain.